Molecule: messenger RNA, 588 nt
Organism: Effrenium voratum
Lineage: Eukaryota; Dinophyceae; Suessiales; Symbiodiniaceae
Source: the annotation of a GenBank genome assembly
AUGCCCGUGGUGCCAAGGGGCGGGGCUCAGUUCGCGCAGCUGGUGACCUCCCAGUCCUUGGCCAUGGUGUCCAGCGUGCAGAAGCAGUGCAGCCUCGGCUUCGACCUCUCGGCCAUCGGCUGCCUGCAGGAUACGGGCAAGAUCUUCUUCAGCAAGCAGUGGGGCUUCCGACUGAACACGCUGCCGGAUCUUGUACAGAUGUCCGAGCGGCUUCCUGUGUUCGAAGUGGACUUCCAGACGGGGGACAGGCGCGGGAUCCCGGCCAUGCAGUGCUUCAAGCUCAAGGCGCUGCGCAGCGGCGUGGUGCACGCGGUGGUCUCCUCCUGGGAGGUGUGGAGCGAUGAGGCGAAGACGCACAAGAUCACCACACAUCCAGAGGACACCAAGGACCCGGGCUGGGGCUUCGCGCGGGACAUGCAGUGGGGCCAGGGCUUGCAGCUCAUCGAGGACUUCGACCUGGCGCAGCAAGGUGAGAGGUCCGCUGCUCCGAAGCCCUUCCAAGUCACCGAGGGCGAGGAGCUGCUGCUCACCGUGCGCAUGAGUAUGCCCUGCCGCCAGACCUUCCAGCAGCGAUCCGCCGGCGCCUGA